Molecule: messenger RNA, 345 nt
Organism: Camelina sativa (false flax)
Lineage: Eukaryota; Viridiplantae; Streptophyta; Magnoliopsida; Brassicales; Brassicaceae
Source: RefSeq, a predicted model, not a curated record
CAGUCUCUCACGGUGUCGACUUCUACCACGGAAACCGUUAAUGGCGUCCAUGAAUUCAAGAUCUGUGGCUAUUCUCUCGCCAAAGGCGUUGGUGUCGGCAAAUACGUCGCUUCCGAUACGUUUAUGAUCGGUGGUUACUCGUGGGCUAUCUACUUUUAUCCUGAUGGGAAGAGUCCUGAGGAUAACUCGUCUUACGUUUCUUUGUUCAUAGCACUCGCUAGCGAAGGAGCUGAUGUCAGGGCUCUCUUUGAGCUCACGCUUGUCGAUCAGAGUGGUAAUGGGAAGCAUAAGGUUCAUAGCCAUUUUGGUAGAGCUCUCGAAAGCGGUCCUUAUACUCUCAAGUAU